AAGUCAAUUAAAUAAAUAAAUAAAAACAAAAUCCCAUUUUCGCAGCUAUGCUCCAGCUCCACAUAUUUUCUUCAACUCCAACACUGUGAAUCCUAUCUUGCUUCAUCUGUCUCUUGCAAACACAUCCACAUUCAAUUUGAAGAUUACAUCAGGCAAUGAAGGCCUUGCGAAGCCUUGAGGUCUGGAAACUAGGAGUUGUCAACUAUUUGGAUGCAUUAAAACUGCAAGAAAAACUGGUAUUGGAAAGAAAAUCCCAUAAGAUAUGUGACACUCUUCUGUCCUUGCAACAUCCUCCUACAUACACUGUGGGCAAAAGACAAACGGUUCACAAUUUACUCAUCCCCCAGUCAGAAUUGGAACAGAUUGGAGCUGAACUUCACUAUACUCAACGAGGAGGAGACAUUACAUUUCACGGUCCACACCAAGCCGUAUUAUAUCCUAUCAUUUCGCUUCGUGACGUGGGACUCGGUGCGAGAAGAUUUGUAGAAAAGAUUGAGUUAACUAUGAUUGAAUUGGCAGGUGUAUAUGGUGUGAAAGCUUGUCCUGGACAAAGGUGUGAGACGGGAGUGUGGGUUGGAGAAAGGAAGAUAGGUGCAGUUGGUGUACAGAUAUCGAACGGAAUCACUUCUCAUGGUAUGGCAUUUAACAUUGACCCUGAUUUAAAUUACUUUAGGCACAUUGUUCCGUGUGGAAUUGCAGAUAAAGAAGUGACAUCUUUGAGAAGGGAGACGGGUUUUGACCUUCCCAGAGAAGAAAUAAUACAAGAGGAGUUGAUUUCAUGUUUCGCAAGAAUCUUUGGUUAUGAUAACCUGAUCUGGAAGGAAGGUGCUUCUAUAUUGUCUGAUAAGAACGAAACUGAGUGAGACAUAGCUAUAUUUGUCAGUAGAUAGUUGUAUAACAGUUAUUCAUUUCUUGUAUUAUUUUGAAGUAUUUAACUAAUAAAGUUAUUGUUUAUUCUACA
Messenger RNA from Vicia villosa (hairy vetch), 961 nucleotides. RefSeq names its product octanoyltransferase LIP2, mitochondrial-like. Gene Ontology annotation, biological process: protein lipoylation. The transcript has 2 exons. NCBI's taxonomy places the organism in Eukaryota, Viridiplantae, Streptophyta, Magnoliopsida, Fabales, Fabaceae. Gene Ontology annotation, cellular component: mitochondrion. Gene Ontology annotation, molecular function: lipoyl(octanoyl) transferase activity. Bases 156 to 863 code for a protein of 235 amino acids. The record is from RefSeq and is a predicted model, not a curated record.